AUGUUACCCCUGCGAAAUGCAUUCAGCAUUUUCAUUUUCGUAACUCUCGUCCCAUUCACACAACAGGUAAAGCCUAUCAAUUGGAUUGAUAUUGUAAAAGAGCUUUAUUGUACAAUUUUUGAGCUGGUUUCAUUUUCAAAUAAUCGAUAAGAGCAGUGAAAUACAAGUUUUUGAACACCAAAGAGGUUCCUUCAUUUGUCACACAAGUUCAUUCGACCUGAUUCCUUUCUGUAGUGAACAAUUAAAAAAAAAAUUUUUGAACUCUAUUUUUCCCAAUAUAUUGUUAACUUGGAUUUCUUGAUUUUUUUCCAUCAACGAACUUGAAAAAAAUCGAUACAAUAUUAUAUCAAAAUUUUUGAAAUAUGGUCUUUUUUUGUUUAUUCACAUUAAGCUUUUCAAAACUCGCAAAGACUAACAUUUUCAGUUCAAUCCCCUCAUUUCAAUGAAAAUUAGAUCAAAAAAUUUUCAGGUUCUUAAUGAACAAAAUGAGAAGCUUCAGUGGAUUAUGGGUAAAUGGAGAUCCGAGUUUUUCAGGAAAGGUUGUUUUUUUGACGCUUUAUUUCAUCUUUUUUUCUAGAAGUUCAGGUUUUUCUGGCCAACAGUCCCAACUAUGACUUUUGGUGAAGAACUGAUUAUUGACGAGGCUCCAGUGGCUAAAUCGGCAAAUGUUCAGUUCCUCAACUUUUCGUGAGUUCUUCUAUAAUUCUUUUUUUUUAAAACAAACUGUGAAUAAUUUUGGCUCAUAUUCUAUGAUUUUUACGGGUUUCAUUUUUCUUUUAAAAUUCUUAGUACUCAAUGGGAGCUUAUUCUCGAACUCAUAUUGCAAAAAACGUCAUUUAGAGUUUCGCUGAGAAGAUUUCUGAAGCUCGAAUUGUUCUCCUAAAAAAAAUAUCAAGCCAAAUAUUCACUGUUUAUUUUUUUUGAGCUGCUUGAAAAAAAGUUGAAUGAUAUGAAAAAAACCUAUAGAUCGAUUAACUGAAAAUAUUUCUCAAAAAAAUCAGGAGAUUUUUAAAUUUUGCGCCUCCUAGGACAGUAGAAGCUGAUCAAAAGUUCCAAAAUCACUACUUUUUGAAAAAAAAAACGACUUUCCUUGUGAGAGACGCUGUCAUGUACUUCUUGUGACUAUUUUUCUGCAUGGUUUCACUUUUAACUUUCGAUUUCCCACCCAGAGACGGCUGACGGAAAACUUCCUCAUACAGCUUGCGAAAACUAUUACAACCGCUGCUUUUUUUUCUUUGUCCCUACGCUUUGACCCAUCGUUCGGCGGUGUUAUCGCGUUUUUGGGUUAGAAAACUGGAUGAAGGGAGAUCGGAGGCAAAAAAAACAACUAAAAGUGGGUAAAACUGUCUAUUCAAUUAUCAUCUGAUAAUUGUCUGGGUCGAGGAAAGUUUUUUUUUCGAAUUUGCGAUUGAUGAAACACAAUGAAGACGUUGAAAAUUCAUUAGAGUCGAGAAUGUGAAACAUGAAAAAACUUUCGUUUCAUUUUUUUUUUUCAAUACUCCAGGAAAAAAGUCAGUCAUUUCUCAGAUGUUGAACCUUCUCAUUUUGAUUAUCAAUGAGAUUGCAAAAAAAAUACAACUUUUUUUCAUGUCCUCUCAAACUUCACGGACAAGUAUUUCAAAAAUUCUAAGGCGCGCAUCUUUAUUAACUGGGAAAAAUAUUCCUUUUUUUGUCGAAAUUACAAUUUUUUUGGAAUAUAUCAUCUUCAUUUUGGACGAUUCAAGCAAGUUCUAUGCCUAAGAAUUUUUUUAACUGUGUUUGAUUUUUUUGUUGAUCAUAUUCUCUAAAUUUGUGGUGGGAAUGAAACAUAAAUUUUUGCCUUUCAAGAGCCAGAAAUCAGAUCGAAAAUGGGAAAUGGAGAAUGCAAGAAAGAUAUUUGCAAUCCAGCAAUAUUUUAAAUACCUUAGAACUGUGUUAAUUAUCUACUUUUUUUCUUCAAUGUCACAAAAAAACAUCUUUACAGUGCCCGAGCUUGGUCUCAUUCAACCAAGGAUCAUUUCCACGACGAAUGGGGAUAUCUUACCGUUGAUCCUGCCGGAAACGCGACUUUGAUGACCACUGGAAACAACGGUUCAGAUCAUUUUUGAACAGUGACAAUCACGAAAUUAUUCAGGUUUCACAACUUAUGAGGUCGGACAAGUAUCUCCGAACAAACUGGUUCUGACGCUGAAAGAUAUUGGCCGCAUCUCUUUUUCCAGAGAUUUACCCGUUGAAGAUGUAAGUUUUUCUACAGUCAACAAAAUUAUCUCGAACAGAAGAUAAUGAUUUUUUUUUAAAGUACUGUUUUUACUGAAUCGAGUCACUGUUGCCCUAAAAAGUAGAUUGUUUUGAUGAAUUUGUUUUUGAGAGGCUUCUAGAGCUCACUGAUGAGCAUUUUUCCAUAGAUGGAAAAUUUGAAACAGGAAAGUACAGUUUUGAUUGAAACAAUUCACUUUCCUCCAAAAAAGCAAGGAAAUACACAUAAUUUUUGUUAUGAAACACGGUUGACCACAUUAGAGGAAAUUUUCGAGCUGAAAUAGGAAUUUUCAUCGCGUGAAGAGAAUUCCCGCCCGCCUUCCUGAAUUUUGAACAUUUCAGGUGUUUUUUUUUAUGUCAACUGUAUCUGAAAGAUUUUUCCUUCAGACUUUUGAUCGAAGUCAUUCAUCAAUUUAAAAGUUUUUCCUUUCGUAAGACUUCCUUGUGAAUGAUUGAACAAAAUAACAGUUUUCUUAAUAUUGUAAUGCUUUCAUUUUUUAACCGACAACAAACGUUUCAGCUGAGAAGAACUUUCAUCCGACACGAUGACCGAUACAUGGAGCAAGUGAUCGAGAUGAGAACUGCCACUCAUCCAAAAGUUGGAUAUUUGGAACAUACACGAGUCGUCUACACAAGACUCAACUAA
This is a messenger RNA of Caenorhabditis auriculariae, 2881 nucleotides long. Lineage: Eukaryota; Metazoa; Nematoda; Chromadorea; Rhabditida; Rhabditidae. The record is from the annotation of a GenBank genome assembly.